This is a messenger RNA of Racocetra fulgida, 137 nucleotides long. The record is from the annotation of a GenBank genome assembly. NCBI's taxonomy places the organism in Eukaryota, Fungi, Glomeromycota, Glomeromycetes, Diversisporales, Gigasporaceae.
GCACUGAUUGUAAACUGGUUGUAUUGGUAAGAAUAGAGGUAGAAGAAUGGGUUGUAUUGGUAGGAAUAGAGGUAGAAAAACAGGUUGUAUUGGUAAGAAUAGAGGUAGAAGAACGGGUUGUAUUGGUAGGAAUAGAG